CGGAGCGCUGCUUGGUGCCGGGUGACCCCGCCCGGGGUCCCGCCUGCCGGCCCCCCGCGGCUGCCGGCCCACAGCCCUGCCUGUCUGCUGCAGGUGGUCUUCGGCAAGAAGCUGCCCGCCUUCGCCACAAUCCCCAUCCAGCAGCUGCAGCACGAGAAGAAGUAUGACAUCUACUUUGCCGACGGGAAGGUGUUUGCCUUGUACAGGCAGCUGCUGCUGCACCAGUGCCCCUGCUGCCCGGAGCUGCCGCCCUUCGGCCUCUUCACGGACCUGGAGCAGCACAUGCGCCGGCAGCACGAGCUCUUCUGCUGCAAAUUGUGCCUCAAACACCUCAAGAUCUUCACGUACGAGCGCAAGUGGUACUCGCGCAAGGACCUGGCGCGCCAUCGCAUGCAGGGCGACCCCGACGACACGUCGCACCGCGGGCACCCGCUCUGCAAGUUCUGUGACGAGCGCUACCUGGACAACGACGAGCUGCUCAAGCACCUGCGCCGCGACCACUACUUCUGCCACUUCUGCGACGCGACGCCUCCUAGGGAAGAAGAAGACCGGGAGGUGGCGGCUGCCAUCCGGGCCUCGGUGGCAGCGCAGCAGCAGCCAGAGCCACGCCGGAGUGAGGACCGGGAGGAGGGCGGCAGGCCCAAGAAGGUGGACGCAGCGGGGCGUGGGCCUGAGGAGUCUCGGGGCCCUCGGCGCACACCCCGGACUCAGGCCGAGGGCUCAGGUCCCCAGGAGGCCUCAGCCAACGGCCCCGCGAGCCAGGAGGCCUUCCCAGCCGGCGGCUCUCCCGCCGGACCCCCGCUGCCAAGGUGCGUGUCUGCAGGCCCUGGCGAGGGGGUGGGGCCCCACCGCCCGCUGACCGGCAUUCCUGUCCUGCCCAGCGCCCCCCCGCCGCCCGCCGCCAAGCUCAAGGACGAAGACUUCCCCAGCUUGUGCGCCGCCUCUGCCAGCGGCUCCGUGGUGGCCCCGGGGCCCAUGGGGCUGGCGCUGGCCUACCCCGGGCCCGCCAGGGGCAGGAGCGCCUUCCAGGAGGAGGACUUCCCCGCCCUGGUGUCCUCGGCUCCCGCGCCCGGUCCCGCGCCCCCCAGCCUCAUCUCCCCCUGGAACAGCAGCGGCAGCAAGAAGGCGGCUCCGCCCGGCGUGGGGGCCCAGGCCGCCAGGAAGCCCGGCAAGGCGGGUAGAGGCGGAAGGAAGGCCGGGCCCCCCCCCGCGGAGGACGAGGAGCCGCGGGGUGGGCUUGCGGCGGGCACCGCUGCCACGCAGCCUUUCACCAAGGUGGGCAAGAAAAAGAAGGUGGGCUCCGAGAAGCCCAGUGCCGCCUCACCCCCGCCGCCCCCUGACAGAGACGGCCCCCCGCGCACCCCUGCAGCCCCCGCCGGCAGGCCAGAGGGGCCUGUGGCUGCCAUCGUCAAUGGACACACGGAGGGGCCGGCCCCUGCUCGGAGCACCCCCAAGGAACCCCCCGGGCUCCCACGGCCCCCCGGGCCCCUCCCCUGCCCGCCACCCCAGGAAGACUUCCCGGCACUCAGCGGCUCCUGCCCACCCAGGAUGCCACCUCCACCUGGUACGUGCCCGGUCCACUGCUCUGGGCACCGGCCAUCGCCCGGGUCAUCACGUAGCUCCCGCGCAGGCAGCGCCACCCCGCCUGAGCCGCUGCCACCUCCCGGGCUGCCCGGCAGCAGGGAGGUCCUGGGAGGCCCCGUGCGGGCUCCUCGGCCGGCUGGCCUGCCAGGGGCCGCCGGGAAGCCUGGCCGCCCGGCCGCUGCCUGCCCCGGCGGGUUGCCUCUGUCCUCGCUCUGGAGGCGCCGGGGAGGGGAGGGCUGGGUGCCGGGACCCGUCUGUGCCUCGGGCCGGGGCUUCAGCGGCCUGGACCGGGCCCGCCUGAGGCCGAGGGCCAGCACCGCAGCCCCCGGCUGGACGCCGUCCAUCCACUGGUGCUGGAGUCAGACGUUGAGUGUGUCGUGUAAACAGUUGGCUAUUUCGUGA
Molecule: messenger RNA, 1986 nt
Organism: Condylura cristata (star-nosed mole)
Lineage: Eukaryota; Metazoa; Chordata; Mammalia; Eulipotyphla; Talpidae
Gene: ZNF598
Product: zinc finger protein 598
Exons: 6
Biological process (GO): protein ubiquitination; rescue of stalled cytosolic ribosome
Molecular function (GO): ribosome binding; ubiquitin protein ligase activity
Source: RefSeq, a predicted model, not a curated record